Molecule: messenger RNA, 1665 nt
Organism: Dothidotthia symphoricarpi CBS 119687
Lineage: Eukaryota; Fungi; Ascomycota; Dothideomycetes; Pleosporales; Dothidotthiaceae
Exons: 5
Coding region: 1-1665 (554 amino acids)
Cellular component (GO): mitochondrion
Source: RefSeq, a predicted model, not a curated record
AUGCAGUCACUACGCAAGACAGCAGUAGUUGCUGCCCGGGCGAGCCGAACUACACUCCCACGCCAGCCGCGACGAUAUGCGCACGACGAGCACAGCCACGGCCACGGCCACGGCCCUGUCAACGAGCCCAUGGGGAAAGGCUUCUGGUUCACGAUGCUGACCAUCCCCGCUGGUUGGGCUGUGUACUUCGUCUCGCGAAACAGCGAUGAUAACACACAACCCUUCUUCACCCGUAUGAUCGAAAAAUACACAGACGCGCAGGACAAGUGGGCGAGGAGGAACGACAUACACGUUCGCAUGAUCGAGCAGGCGGGUGACGACAGGGUGCUGUUCAUGAACACCAAGCCGCAGGAAUUUGUGGACAUGAAGUUUCCCGAGAUCAUGAACGUAGGAUCGCCAUACAAUGUCCCGGCCGGCAGCCAGGUCCAGAUGGACAAGGUCAUUGAGAAGUACAAGAAACUAGCAUACGAAGAGAACGAGCGCAAGCUUGAGGCGUUGAGGAACAACGAGAUCAAGAGCGAGCAGCCGUUCAAGAAGAACUACAUCAGGAAGGCACCUGAUGCGUUAGAGAACUCGCCGAGGCAAUCAUCGCGGCUCUCUCCCUUUCGCAAGAGGAAAGCGAUCCCUGCACAUCCUGUGCGAGCACCUCUGCUCCCAGAACUCGGCUUCAACUCACACAGGAGGAAUGACAUGAACGGCCUUGUUAGCACCUCAAGCGACGCUCCGCACACUGCGCAUACAGGCCCUCUCCGCCCUAUCAACAGCAACAGUGUCAUGCCCGCCUACACGUCCCCGCGCAACGUAUCCGGACCCUUGGCUGUCGAGUCAGCACUCAUGGCCUCCGAUCCUCUUGCCCCAGGCUCGCAAUGGGCUCGCCCAAACCCUCACGCCAACCCUCUCAGCUCGCAGAACAAUUCGAAAACCUCACAAUACAUUGAUAAGAUCACGUCCGAGAACGACCGCCUGCGGAGAGAGCUACGAGCGGAGAAACUCGCGAGAGAGGAUGAAACCAAACGCGUAUCUGCCGCGCGAUCGAAGGCCGAGGACUCCCGAACCGAGCUGCAGCAUCUCCAAGUGCUCGCCGAUACAAACGAGAGAGCGAUUGAGCGGAAGGACCGGAAGCUGGAAGAGCUGAAAGCCACGUUGGAGGCCGAGGCAAACAGACGGAGAGUUGCGGAGCAGCGGGCUGAAGAAGCGCUGAGGAUGUUGGGCGACACACGAUCAGAGACGCAACGGCAGCUCUCGACAGCAUACGAGAUGCAACACAUGGCCGAGACGAACCUCGAGACGGCGCGCGAGGGCUUCAAGCGCAUCGGCGAGGGUUACGAGAAGAAGGUCAGAUACAUGACCGAGCAACUGAACGAGUUGCGACAGUCUCGCAACGAAGACGCAGACAAGAUAAAGCGGCAAGCCAUCAUCAGCGACCAAUUAAAUCACGAACUGUCGCGAGCCGGGCGAACAGACCAAAACCGCCAAAAUCUGAUGGUCUCCUACAAGGAGGAGCACCAGAAGCAACUAGACGGUCUCGUCGAAGAAGCACAGAAGAUGAGACUCUCACUUCCAGAGAAGGAACGGGAGGCGGAGAAACUCAUCCAGUCCCUGAAGGAGACGCGUGAUAAGAUGAAGUGGGUGAUGACUCAGCAUCGGCGUCAAGGAGGCACUUGA